This is a messenger RNA of Perognathus longimembris pacificus (Pacific pocket mouse), 1065 nucleotides long. Its product is annotated as cep170-like protein. The record is from RefSeq and is a predicted model, not a curated record. The transcript is spliced from 2 exons. NCBI's taxonomy places the organism in Eukaryota, Metazoa, Chordata, Mammalia, Rodentia, Heteromyidae. Gene Ontology annotation, cellular component: centriole. Bases 1 to 1065 code for a protein of 354 amino acids.
AUGCUGCAGAGCCUCAGAGAGGAGACAGAGCCUCAGUCACACACUGCCUCGCUGGACACACCCAUCGUGGACUGUGCAAGGAGGAAAGGUGCCCACCACCGAGAUCCAGUGUCUUACUGCUGGGUCACUGGCCUUACUGUCGCCAGUGCAGUGCUGCAUGGAACAUUGCCAUCUGUCACCCAUCUCCCAGCAAAACAGGAAGACUACAUCCGCGAUUGGACUGCUCAUCGAGAAGAGACAGCCAGGAUCAGCCAAGAUCUUGCACUCAUUGCUCGGGAGAUCAACGACGUGGUGGGAGAGACUGACUCGGUGACGUCCUCGGGCACGGCCCCUAGCACCACAGUAAGCACUGCUGCCACCACCCCUGGCUCUGCCAUAGACACUAGAGAAGAGUUGGUUGAUCGUGUUUUUGACGAAAAUCUCAACUUCCGGAAAAUCCCUCCACUCGUUCAUUCUAAAACUCUGGAAGGAAAAAAUGGUCGGUCUGGUGAUUUGAGAGCUCAGCCAGUAGAGCUUCCUGACCACCUCACCAUUACAAGACCGAGAACCUGGAGCAGGGAUGAGGUCAUGGGGGAUAAUCUGCUGCUGUCAUUUGUCUUUCAGUUCUCUAGAAAGAUAAGACAGUCUACAGACAAAACAGCUGGAAAAAUCAGGAUAUUAUUCAAACACAAAGAUCGGAACUGGGACGAAAUAGAGAGCAAACUGAGAGCUGAGAGUGAAGUCCCCAUUAUAAAGACCUCCAGCAUGGAGAUUUCUUCUAUCUUACAGGAACUGAAAAGAGUUGAAAAGCAAUUACAAGUGAUCAAUGCCAUGAUUGAACCGGAUGGAAUGCUGGAGGCUCUUAACAACAUGGGCUUUGCCAAUGCCAUUUUGCCAUCUCCACUCAAACAGAAAUCCAGCCCAGCGAACAACCACGGCAGCCGGGGGCAAAGCCUGACCCUGUGCCCGCCGGACGCCAGGGCUCGGCCUCCCGACGCGCCCUUGGCCUCUGCCAAUUUUGACUUUAUACAUUUCAACAGGUUCAACGUCGAUGGGGAGGAGGAGGACGUUGCAGUGCAUGAAUGA